Messenger RNA from Meloidogyne enterolobii, 264 nucleotides. Lineage: Eukaryota; Metazoa; Nematoda; Chromadorea; Rhabditida; Meloidogynidae. The record is from the annotation of a GenBank genome assembly.
GCCGUAAUGAGUAACAAACAAAUAAAAAGCAAAAAGGCUUUGCAGGAGAUUACAUUUAUUGUUUUUCAAAACAAAUCGAAAUUCAACUUGGGAAUGGAAUUAUUUAAAUGUUCUGGUACCCGAGAAUUGUCAGAUGAGGCAAACUUGAAUAUGGUAUUUUUUUUAAAAGGUAAUAGUGAACCGGACAGACCCCCUUAUUUUCUUCUCACCUUUUUCCUCCACAAGUUACCUGUUUUUGCCAUUUCCUUGUAUAAAAUUAAAUAA